This is a messenger RNA of Cyprinodon variegatus (sheepshead minnow), 2907 nucleotides long. It is a transcript of the gene pex11a, whose product is annotated as peroxisomal membrane protein 11A-like. The transcript has 3 exons. The coding region runs from base 217 to 957 and encodes 246 amino acids. NCBI's taxonomy places the organism in Eukaryota, Metazoa, Chordata, Actinopteri, Cyprinodontiformes, Cyprinodontidae. Gene Ontology annotation, cellular component: peroxisomal membrane. The record is from RefSeq and is a predicted model, not a curated record. Gene Ontology annotation, biological process: regulation of peroxisome size; peroxisome fission.
CUCGCAGGUGUUGCCAAUCAGCUGAGCCCUUUCGAAACAAGACUCGCAUGAAAAGAGUUAGCAGUUUUUGAUAUGUGGUUUUAUUUUAAUUCACCGUAAAAUGUGUUAAAGUGAAGAAAGGAACAGAACGACAUCAACAAGAACUUAGGAGCAGCAGCAGUACGGACAGCGGGAAACUUUGCAGCUAAGCGUGAAGCACAGAUCGUGUUGAUAAUCAUGGACGCGGUGGUGAAAUUCACCUCCCAGAGUCAAGGGAGAGACCGGAUAUUCAGGGCGACCCAAUAUGCAUGUGCACUGUCCAUAUAUUUACUUCGUAACAACCCUGAGAGAAAGGACCUGGUUAACAAACUUAAAAGUUUGGAAACUAACAUAAGUGCUGGACGAAAAUUGCUCAGGCUGGGAAACACAGCCAAUUCCAUUGUGGCUGUUAAACAAGCCAUGAGACUCUCCGACCGAGUGCUACGCCUGUGCAUCACUGCGGCCAACAUCAACCGGGCCCUCUACUUUAUCUGUGAUAACUUACUGUGGGCCAGAAAUGUGGGUCUGAUCCUGAGUAUCGACAAGGAACGCUGGAGCAUUAACGCCUCUCGCUGCUACCUGUACUCAUUAGUGAUGAAUCUGACCCGAGACCUGUAUGUAAUCCUCCAGCUGAUGCUACAGAAAGGGAGAGAUAACCACUUCAAGCAGAAAAUGAACCAGCAUCUCAGUGAAUCUCCGGAAGUAGCUGAAGUAACUAUUCCUGAGCUGGACGCGUUUGUUUUCCUACUACUGGAGACUCUCAGAUCAGAGCCGACGGUUGCUUUGGACACCGUGAAAAACAUCUGCGAUCUCUUCAUUCCUUUAGACAAACUGGGCAUUUACAAGUCGAGUGCAGGGUUAGUUGGAUUCUGUGGGCUGGUAUCGUCCCUGAUAGGCAUUUUAACCCUUGCACGACCCACUUUAAGGAUCAAACCAUGAUAACGAGGGUGGAGUUAGACCAAAGGUUAAAAAGGAUCUAGGAUUUAUUUUCCAAUGACAAACGCUAGCAAUAACAAGCGUCUGCAUACAUGUGUGAACCUUAAAACAUUUCCGGUCUAAUUAAAUAAUUAGAGAUGCACCGAUCAAGCUUUUUCUGUCAGAUUAACUUCAGGUGUCUCUGGUUUGAACUGCUGAUUCAUCAUUUUAGAUAAGAAAGAAAAUGAAGUGAUUUCAAGAUAAAUCUCUAUUCAUGGAUUUAAGCAUGUCGUUAAUCAGUUUUAUUUUUAUUAUAAGCACAAAGUAGCUGGUUGAUGUGGUCCAAAAUUUUAUUAAUGCUUUUUUUAUGCUUAUAAUAAACAGGGAAUAAAUAAUGAAAAAUGUUCAGUAUUUGAGUUGCUGAUCAGGGCUGAUCAAGGGGAAAAAGUCUAAUCUGCUUUUGACCAAGUAAUUGGUGCAUCUCUAUGUAUAAUUAAGUGAUCCACUUAAGAAAAUAUUUUUCUUAAACAUUUAACAUUUAAAGAUCCAAGAUUUUUUUUUUUUAUUCCUGUCCUCUACCAGCAGUUUCACAGAUGAUAGUUUUCCAAGUAUAAUGAAAAACAUAAAGGCUUGUUUAUCUGCUCUAGAAAAUAUAACAUUUUUAUCUGUGUGGAUGGUUUAAACUUGCUGGAAGUUUAUGGCAUUUUGAAAAUCUUCCAAUUAACUAUUUUUGUACCUAACCGCAGUGUUUAAAUGCAAUUAUUUGUAUCCAUUUGCACUUUGCUUUGUACCUGAUUUGUGAUGUUUUAAAUAAAAAAAAAGUUUACAUUUUAGACUCAGUCAACCAUAAAAAAAUGGAUUCUGACUCUAUUGAGUUAUAUUUAUUUACCAGGUGGAUGUCAAUCAUAUAUCUUGGUUUCAUAAGGUCAUAACCCUUUUCUUUUUCUUUGUUGAUUUUAAAAGAUUGACUGGCAGAGACAGGAACUACAGGCAAUACAUUUUGAGAUUUAUAUUAAAUUGUGCUUAAAAAUUCAGCUAAAUGGAACAAAUCUGUGAUGGUAAUUUAUCUGCAUAUUUCAUUUUAAAUGCUUAAUUCACAAAAUAAAUAAAUGGAUAUCAAAAUGUCAAAAGGGUAUGAAAGGGUAUUGCUUGUGGAUGUGAAAAGGAAGGCUGAGAUAAAAUGAUGAAUGCGUGCAUAAUGAAGGCGCAUUAAUAAAAUGGCUUACUGACAAAGAGCUGCAGCAAGCUGGCUGAUCAUUGAUGUCCAGGCUAUGGCCUCUGCUCUGCGGUCAAAAGCAUGCUGAAUUCAUUUGAAUGAGAUGAAAACACAUAGAUGGUUUAGAUGUUCCAGGGAAGGAAUCUGCUGGCUUUAUCUAAAAAUAAUGUAACUGAAACUUAACAUGAAGAGAUAUGAAAGAUUAGGAAGGGGAAAAAAAACUAUUCACAGGUUAUCUUGUUUUUCUUUUUUUCUAAAAUAGAUUUAACCUUUGGACUUUGUUUCAUACACCAGGGGUUUAAAGCAGGUUUACUUAAAACGUAACAUUUUAAAAUCAGUUCAACUACCCAGAGCUAAACUAGUCAGGAGCAGGUUUUGUUCAGUAAACUCAGUGUUCGUCGUUUUCACCCUACUUAAAGCCAAUCCUAUUGUUUAUUUCCCGAUUUAGUCAGUUUUCUGCAAACAAUAAAAAAGGAAAAUCAUUUACUAGGUCCGUUAUAGAUAUUAGGUGUUAAAAAUAAAAACAGCAUGUUAUUAAGAAGAGGCUCCAUUUAAAGAAUAACCACAUUAAUUCACAGAGAAUAACAUAUUUACAGGGAGACUCUAUGCUAUUUUAGUGGUCUACAAAUGGAACAACAGAGAGGGGUGCGCUUAUAAAUUUUAAAAUGGCCUGCACCUUGAGUCUGUAUAUAUACCUAUGCAUUAACUGAGCAGAAAUUUUAUCCUACGUCAUCUCUCUUUCGCAGCUGUAGUGCAGU